Messenger RNA from Puccinia graminis f. sp. tritici CRL 75-36-700-3, 347 nucleotides. RefSeq lists its product as uncharacterized. The transcript is spliced from 3 exons. Bases 18 to 347 code for a protein of 109 amino acids. The record is from RefSeq and is a predicted model, not a curated record. NCBI's taxonomy places the organism in Eukaryota, Fungi, Basidiomycota, Pucciniomycetes, Pucciniales, Pucciniaceae.
AUACAUAAUCAGGAAAAAUGCACCUUCGAUCGGUUUUAUUCUUUUUGCUUUGGGCAGCUUUGGGACUCGUCUCGGCCAAGUAUCGGAGAUUUCAGAGAUACGCCGACAAGCCCUUCGCAUGCAACAAUGAAUUCCCGCAGGGAUAUUGCGGCAAGCCAGCGGGAAAUCAUCUCUAUUACAUGUUCGAAGCUUUUCAUGGAUCUGGAAACCACCUCAACUGUAACGGUUUGCAAAUGAAGAGCACCUGGUGCUGCAACAAUCUUCCCAUCAUGCCGGAUCAUCUCGCUUCAACCCGUUACAUUUUCGUCGGCAAAGACAAAGUGUGUCAAUGGGGAAACCAAAUAUAA